AUGGCCAUGCAUUUCGGCUAUCUUGUUGUGUUUUCCAUUGUGCUGUUCGACAGUUACAAAGGAUUUCCUAAUACGAGUGAUAAAACAAAGAUUGAUAUUGAUAGCAUCUUUGAGAAUGGUCCUUUUGGUAUUGCUGAAACGUCUUAUGAAUAUCCGACUACUUACGACAUAGAAAUGACGCCAUCUUCAAACAAUCUUACAACUCAAAUUCGUGGGCAACUUUAUUAUCCGAAUUUCACAGCAGUCAAUAGGAAAGGUCCAUUUCCUAUUCUUGUCUUUCUUCCUGGAAAACAUCCUGACUGUCGUACACCCGUCCCUCUCGGAUAUCCUGCUAUCGACAUCAAUUCUACGGAUAGUCAAGGUCAAUGUCCAGAUGGUAUGUCUAAAGUUGCUAAUCAUCUUGGAUAUUCUUAUCUUGGACGAUAUUUUGCAUCAUAUGGUUAUAUUGUCGCCUCGAUCGAUGUCGUUUCAAUCAAUAAUAAACCAGGCAUUGAUGGCGAUAUUACAUUAAACUUUGUUAGAGCACGCCUCGUUCUUAAGACUCUAGAAAAAAUGAAAGAAUGGAAUGAUAGUGCUGAAAAGUGUAAACAAGUGUUGGAUGGAAUUGAUCUAUCCGGUCAUUUUGAUUUUGCACAAGUUGGAUUGAUGGGACAUUCGCGUGGUGGUGAAGGAGUUCGAAAUGCUUAUAAUAUGUUGAUGGAAAACAAAGGUUCAAGCGAUGCUUUGAUGUGGAGAAAUCGACUGGCAGGAAUGAACAUUAGAGCAGUUAUGGAAAUUGCACCAAUGUAUUAUGGACGAGACGGUAUCAAAUUAACUGUUGACAAUGUUCCUUGGGCAAUGAUGGUAGCAGGAUGUGAGGAUGAUGAACUCGAUUAUGCUCAUGUAAGACUGGCAUCUGAACAGAUGAAGACUGCGAAACAUCCAAAUUAUGUUGUGCAUGUCUAUGGUGCUAACCAUGAAUAUUUUAAUAGUGAAUGGCAAAUUGGUAUACCCUCGUGCUUUGGCGACCAAGAUCCAUUGUGGGACGUCAAUGCUACAACCUUCAAAGUUAGCGAUAUACUUCCAUACACUCUCAAUACAUUCUUAGAUUUUACCUUGCCAAAAGUUAACGGAUCUGAAGCACAACGUAGAAUAACUAUCUUUGUAUUAGCAUCAUUUUUUCGUGCUUAUGUUGGUAUCAAUGCUGAUCCUUCAUUGGCAACCUUGCUCGAUCCUUCUACUCCACUCUCGGGUGAUCUUUCUGAAAUUGGACGACAGUAUUUCAAUCCUGUACAAUCAAUUCUCCUCUUCAAUGGAAGUGAUAACAUAUUCGGCACUCCUGGUAUAGAAAUGAUGCCACUACAAGAAUAUGCACAAUCAACGUUCAAUGCCUUUGCUAAAGCUUACGAUGCUUCUUUAAUUCGACCUCCACAAUUUACUUUUAUGCCAAGUCCACCACAAAAAGGUAACUUAUCGUUGGACUGUCUAGAUCAAAUCGAGAAUGCAAUUCAUAUUGAUUUUGGUAAUUCUACUAAAGACGAGAUUCUGAUUCUUUUCGACAAAACACAUACACUUAAUCUAAUGACUAUUGAUAUUCAUUUGGCUCGUAGAAGUUCAUGCUGGUUUACAUCAACACAUCCAUCUACAUGUGCUGAACCUAGAGAAAUGAAAACUGAAAUUCAAUUGCAAACUCCAAACGGCUUUAUUACAGCUACUACAGUAUCUCUAAAGAGUCGGUACAACAUGCAAUUUGUUCUAUGCAAUGCUAUGAUGGAUAUGCCACCAGAAAAGCUUGCAUUCUUACCUGUUAUGUUUGAGACUGUAAGAAUUCCAAUCACGAAUGAUAUACCAAUUACUGGAAUUAAAUUUCUUAGUCGCAAUGGGGGUAGUGUUAUAUUGGGCGAUAUUAUGGUACCUACACCAACUAGUUCAAUACAUAUAAUAUCAAAUGAAGUUAGUUAUGGUGGAAAUGUUUUUCCAAGCGGUGUAGGAGUAAUUGUUCAUCGUGCGGUUGAUGUUGAUAUUGUUGAUAAUAGUAUUCAUCAUCAUCGAUAUACUGGAGUAUCAAUAGGAUGGGAAUGGGGUUAUGCUCCAUCAUAUACAAGUAAUAUAUUAGUUCAUAGUAAUUAUAUUUAUAAUACUGGACAACAUAUUCUUUGUGAUCAAGGUGGUAUUUAUACAUUAGGUAUUCAACCUGGAACGAUUAUUACUAAUAAUGUAAUUAAAAAUGUUUUUAGUUAUGCUGCUUAUAUGUGGGGUAUUUAUUUAGAUGAAGGUUCAUCUCAUAUUAUAGUUUCAAAUAAUGUUGUGUAUAAUAUUGGAUGGGGUGGUUUGUUUCAACAUUAUGGUGCUAAUAAUACCAUUAUUAAUAAUGUAUUUGCACGUAAUUCCGAAAUUCAACCACCACAUCCUGAUGAUCCUAUUCCCGAUGGGGAUCUGCGUAUUAUGAAUACUGAAGAUCAUCUUUCGUGGACAUUCGAAAAUAAUAUUGUCUAUGAUACAUUUCAAGGAAGCAAUCAUUCUGCAUUUAAAUCUGAUGCACCAGAUGUUCGCGUAUCCUUUAAUAAUAAUGUUUAUUAUAAUCCCUAUAAUACUCCAUUACUAUUCGGUAUACAACAAACAUCAUUUAUAGAAUGGCAAAAAACAGGACAAGACAAUAGCAGUAUAAUAGCAGAUCCAUUAUUUACAGGCGAUGUUAAUCAAUGUGAUUUUUUUACUGUUCAAUCUAAUAGUCCUGCAGUAAAACUUGGAUUUGCAAAUAUAACUAAACUUUCGAAAUGGGCUCCUGGAUGUGGUACAGAUAAUGUAGUUAACGAUAAUCAAUUUUAUCAUUGGUAA
Messenger RNA from Adineta steineri, 2817 nucleotides. NCBI's taxonomy places the organism in Eukaryota, Metazoa, Rotifera, Eurotatoria, Adinetida, Adinetidae. The record is from the annotation of a GenBank genome assembly.